AUGUCAGGAACUCUGUCGGGGUCAGAGCCCAGAUCCACCACACGUGCAGGCGCUUUGUAUAGGUUAGAGCUCGACUCAAUAAUCUACUGGGGAAGAGCCCAGUGCAACGAUCUACUGGGUCUGGCCCUCAAUCUGCAGAACAAGCCGACUAGUCAGAGUACAACUACUAAUCCAGCUGAUUCGCUUCCAGAGAAUGCAGUAGAUGGCGAUCGAACAACCUUUUCACACACAAAUAAUGGCCCGGAUCAGUGGUGGAGAGUAGAUCUUGAGGCUAUUUACUGCUUGAAGAAAAUUACAAUAAUCAACAGAGUCGAUGGCGGGGGUUACAGAUUAGCAGGUGCUGUGGUGCGGGCUGGUUUGGAUCCAUCAGAUUUCUCGCAGAACACACAGAUAGGAGAUGCAGUCACAAGUUCUCAGGCAACUAACGGAGCAGUGAUUGAUUUCAUCGCGGAUCCCAUCGUCUCCGCUCGAUACGUCAGUGUGCAAAAAACAACUGGUAUUCUGAGCCUGGCCGAAGUCAUGGUGGAGGAAAUCCAAGACACUGAGGAGACUUCCUCUGUUGCAGGCGGUGUAGAUUUUACUCUGGUUGCUAAUCCUGCUCGGCUUGGAGCCACAGGUGACAACGAUGCAACUUUAGCAGCCUACAAAAGUCCAACAGACAUCGCCGCUGCUGUCUCAUUUGGUCGCCAAUUGACGACAGGAGGGAGCAAUGACAACCUUCCUGCAGGAUCGUCUGGGUUUUAUGAUGCCAACUUGGGAUGUGCAGCCAGGUUGCUUAGCUUACCACAGGGCGAUGGGAUUGACAGAACAGGUGUCUUCUACGGCACUGCAGCUCUAAACGGCAUGGCUACCACGAUACGCACAGUGAUCUUACGCAAAGAUGGUACCAUUCACACACGUCCAGUUCUUCGAACACAGACAGCAAGUAUUGGAGAAUCGGUUACUCUGCAGAUGGAGGAUGUGGAUUCACCGAGCACCGACUACAGAUGGAAGCACAAUGCAAACAGCGUGCAGGAAUGGGAUGGCAUGCUGAGCAUGACUAUCGGGAAUGUCAGCAAGACCAAUGAGGGGAUAUACAGCUGCUUCAUAGAUGGUGAAGAAGAUCAGCAACUCCAUGGCUUCAUGAGACUCAUCGUAAGAGAAUGCGCAGCUGGUAUGUGGGGCCCGUCUUCAUGUCAGAACACCUGUCGUCGAUGCUACAAUGUAGGUAUCUGUGAUGACAAGACGGGAACGUGUAUCUGCGCUCCAGGAUUCAGUGGAGAAUAUUGUCAGCAAGUUCACGGGCGUCACGUCUUUGGCCAGAAUGCUAGUCAUACCUGUUCUGAUAGCACUGAUCCACACAACGACGCUUGCCGGGGUCGUUUGUUUUGUCUUCCUGAUCCUUACGGAUGCUCCUGUGCUGCUGGGUAUAUGGGACUAGACUGUAUGCAAGAAUGUACUGAAGGGAAGUAUGGUGCCGACUGUAAGCAAACAUGUCACUGUUCAUCUGGUGAUUCCUGUGAGAAGGAUACGGGAGAAUGUACUGGAAAUUGCGUACCACCAUAUUUCGGAAGUAACUGUCAGUGUUCUACUGACAAUGGCGUUCUGGGGCUAAAAGUGCUUUCAGACGAUCCUCAUCAACUCCAAGUUUCCUGGCAACCAGAUGCAUGUGUCUCUGGCUACAUACUGGAGUAUGCAUUGACGAACAGGGGCCAAUGUGAAGAGAUUGAAUCUCCACAGCGGGUACCACUUCCAGGUCCAGUCGAUGGUCAAACUACCAGUCAUGUCAUCACUGGUUUGAUAUCUCGUUCAACCUAUAUGGUUUACAUUCGCCCACAGUACAGUAGUACGGAAGGACCUGAUGUGUCGACAUCUGAAACCACACUAAGAGAUGAUAAUCCUUCCGUUUCCCCUGUGGUGGUGACUUCUUACGAUUCUGCCAGUAUCACACUCAGCUGGCGUGAGGUGUAUUGUGCCAACUACUCCGUCCAGUAUGCACUGACAAACAAAGAUGGUUGUGAAACUAUCUACCCGCUAAACUUCAUCCAGCACUGCCAGUGUUCUGGAACUAAUUCGACGGUAAUACCAAAUCUCUUGGUCAAUUCGAUAUAUGAGAUGCGGGUCCGCGCCUUUGUGGAUGGAAGCGAGGGUAUACUAGCACAAGUGAGCGUUCCAACAGGUACCAAAGAACCGUCUGCUCCACCACAGCAAGUGACCGUCACUUCAACGGCGAAACGUAGCCUGACUUUCUCCUGGAAUCAGCCAGCGUGUGGAAGCCGAGGUGGCAUCAUCACAGGCUACACGUACACGCUGAGUGGACCAGGAUCACAACUCAUCUUAGAUGUAUCAACAGCCGAACAAGUUGAGAUAGAUGGCUUAAUCCCCUUCACUGACUACAGUUUUCAAGUUGCCGCAAACAACAGUGUUGGGUUCGGGCCGUAUAGUGGCGUCGUCGUUCAGAGAACUGAUGAAGCGGAGCCCACAGUUCCCUUGAAUGUCGUCAUUCAGAACGUUGAUGACGUAUCCAUCACUCUCCAAUGGUCAGAGCCCGACCCUCCACAAGGAAUCAUCUCCAAUUACAACGUUAGGUACUGGAGGAGUGGACAGUCAGGAAACCCAACGGUUAUCAACGACGUGGUGCAGUUGAUGCAUGAUAUAACGGGCCUUGAUACGAACGUUACUUACCUCGUGCAGGUGCAAGCCGAGACGUCAGUUGGUGCAGGACCCUGGAGUGCAGAAGUAACUGCAACGACCUACGUAGGAGUACCUGGACCUAUCCAGAAUAUUCAUUGGACCGACAGGACUGAUUCCACAAUCACCUUAGACUGGGAGCCACUGAUACAACCAAGAGGACAGAUCCAAAGAUACGUUGUACGCCACAGAAACCUGUCUAGACCUCAUUCACAGGUCAAGACGAGCACUGCAGUUGACGAUUACUCACGAAUCGAGGUGGAGAGUCCGCCAUUUGUGAAAGAAAAUCUGGAACCUGGUACAAAGUAUGAGUUCAGAGUGGCAGCGGAGAAUCAGUUGUUCAUAGGACCCGAUACAGUCUUGGAAGUUUAUACCAAACCACAAUCAGAUUUGCCUGCACCACCGCAGCCGAUUUCAAACCAAGAAGACACCACAGAUACUACCGUCACUAUUAGUAUAACUACCGCAGUAUCUGGUGAUGACUUCAUUGAAUCGUACGUCGUUCAUGUCAAGAAAACCAGGUCUUCAUCUGUGACCAGGAGAGAUGUUCUUAUUCCAAGUCAUUUCGAGGAUUCCCCCAAUGACUACAUAGCAGCAGAACUCCCUAAAGGGGGCGUGCCCGACAAAUUUGUAGUGGGGGACACCAAAAUGUACGGUGGUUACUAUAACGCCCCGCUGCAAACGGGUGCUGUGUACAACAUUCGUGUUGGGUCUGUCAGUAAGGGCAACGAAUCGGAGGCCUAUGUUGCAUUUUCGGAUCCACUUACAGUCACAGUACAAGAAUCAAGUUCGGGACCAAAUAUCGCAGCUAUUGUUCUCGGAGUUCUCUUUUCCGUCUUGUUUGUGAUUUGCGUCGUUGCAUUCAUCUUGUGGAAAAAACGCAUCGCAGCUCGCCCCCGGGAAACUGCUACUGAAAUGGUUCUAUCUGAAAACCCAAAAACUGCAAUCAACAAAAGGGAGUCACAACGUAGGCAUAUGGACAACACCGACCCCGUUGCAUACGAAAAUGUUGGGAUUCUCCCAAGCUGGGCGUCUAAACUGGAAAUCAAACGGGGGAAUUUGAUCAUCGAUGAUGAGAUUCUUGGUAAGGGUAACUUCGGCGAGGUACGGGCAGGAGGCGUGAGGAUCAGAGGCCGAGUCACCAAAGCAGCCAUCAAAACAAUGAAAGGGAGUGUUUCAGAAUCUACACGGGAUGAUUUUCUGAAGGAAAUACAGACGAUGGCAGCCAUUGAGCCCCAUCCCAAUAUCGUUGGUCUACUGGGUGCAUGCAUGCAUGAAGCAAUUCUGUACGUGGCGCUUGAGUUUCUACCUAAUGGCAACCUCCGGGAUUAUCUGAGGAGUACUCGCCCUAAGCAGCAAGGGGCAGAUGGCUCUCAAGAUGAUGUGUCACCGCUGACUUCUUCCAACCUGCUCAAGUUUAGUCUGGAUGUGGCCAAAGGAAUGGAACAUCUGUCCAACACGGGGAUAAUCCACCGUGAUUUGGCAGCAAGGAACAUCCUUCUCUCUGAAGAUCUGACCGCCAAAGUGUCGGACUUUGGCCUUUCCAGAGGAGAAGACAUCUAUGUCCAGAAAUCUUCGACCAGGAUUCCCGUUCGCUGGUUGGCCAUCGAAUCAUUGACGCGUCGUGUCUACAAGUCCAAGAGCGAUGUGUGGUCCUUUGGCAUCUUACUCUGGGAGAUCGUUACGUACGGAUCCACUCCAUACCCUGGUAUUGAGAGCAAGUCACUGGCCCAAAGACUGCUGGAUGGAUACCGCAUGCCCAAGCCGGACAACUGCGCUGAUGAAAUUUACGAUGUGAUGUUGAAGUGCUGGCAGGAGCAACCUAGCAACCGACCCAGUUUCAGAAAACUGGUCGAAAUUCUGGAGGAAAUCAGCAGCAAACCGGAUGCAAAUGUGUACGUGUCCGCGACUGUCUACGAGAAUUUCGUCAUCAAGCACGAUUUUGACGAUAACUAGAUGACCAUGAUGAUCGUUUUUAUGUUCGAA
Molecule: messenger RNA, 4656 nt
Organism: Patiria miniata (bat star)
Lineage: Eukaryota; Metazoa; Echinodermata; Asteroidea; Valvatida; Asterinidae
Product: angiopoietin-1 receptor-like
Exons: 31
Coding region: 1-4626 (1541 amino acids)
Biological process (GO): positive regulation of kinase activity; cell surface receptor protein tyrosine kinase signaling pathway; multicellular organism development
Cellular component (GO): signaling receptor complex
Molecular function (GO): protein binding; transmembrane receptor protein tyrosine kinase activity; ATP binding
Source: RefSeq, a predicted model, not a curated record